ACAGACCCGGGAGCCGCGAGCCCCGGAGGAGGCGCGGGCGGCGCCGCCAUGGACUUCCAGAAGCUGGCAGAUGUCGCGGAGAAGUGGUGUUCCUGCACGCCCUUCGAGCUCAUCGCCGCCGAGGAGACCGAGCGCAGGAUGGACUUCUAUGCCGACCCGGGCGUAUCCUUCUACGUGCUGUGUCCCGACAACGGCUGCGGCGACAGUUUUCACGUGUGGAGCGAGAACGAGGACUGCCUGCCCUUCUUGCAGCUAGCACAGGAUUACAUCUCUUCCUGCGGCAAGAAGACGCUCCAUGAAGUCUUGGAAAAAGUCUUCAAGUCCUUCAGACCUCUGCUGGGGCUUCCAGAUGCAGAAGACGAUGCAUUUGAAGAGUACAAUGCAGAUGUGGAGGAAGAGGAGCCAGAGGCGGACCACCCGCAAAUGGGGGUCAGUCAGCAAUAAACUCCUAGGUCACCUUCUGGAAGGGGAGUAAGCCCUGUGCUGCCAAUGGGGUCCUGGGAUCCUGGGGUAGCCUUUUGUAUUAGAUCUUCAAAACAGGACAUCUGGCUCCUGACAUCCAAGUGAAAAUGAAAUACCUUUUAAAUGACCACACAAUAUCUGUGAUGCGCUUCACUCAGAAGUGAUCAGAAUUUCUGCCCCGCUUUGGCGGGGUUUCUAUGGAGAUGUCUCGGUAGCCUUUGCCACUUUGAAGUUAGAGUCCAUGUUGUGGCUGCCUGUUCCCUCUUGAGUUUAUGUUGGAGAAUUAACGUUUGCUGAUUGGAAUGUAGAGAACGCUGAAUGUACUAAGGAUGUUGUUUUGAGUCCUCACAGGUGACCUUGCUGAGGAAAAGCAUGACAGAGGAGAAAUGCAGCCUGUACUUUUUAUGUACCUUUUAAGUGUCCGUAAGUGAAAGGUUUUGCUUAGAAAGCAUGAGUUUUAAUAUCUAGUCGUGAACUGCACAAGGGCAAAGGCAGAGGGUAAGGGUGGCCGAGGCUCCUUGCAGAGGUCCGCCGUUGCUGAAUUGGUUACCUGGGUAUGUAGCAGCCAGCCGCUGGUUAGUGUAAAUGUUUCAUGGUUGUUCGAUCGUUUCCAAACAUGCUAAUUCCAAAGCCACUUUUAAAUUCUAAUAGUGGAAAGUAUAGAUGGGGUAAAAGAUAUAAAUUAUUGAUUCCUUGAAGCUGUUUAUAAACCUGCAUAUAAAAUGAAACCUUUACCGUCUCUCUUUACGAUGAGAUGGCAAAAGACAACCAGAAUCCGAGUAAGUGCCCCUUAAGCCUUGAAGCCAUAGAGUACAUCUAAUAGGAAAAUAAACCAGGAUAAAAAAAAAGUUAAUAUAAUGAAAUCCUUUACUUUCCUAAUCUUUUAUUCUUUCGAGAAUGUCAAGAGAAGGCUCCCACUGAGUUAAUUUAUUUAAAAUUAUAAUUAAAUACUCUAGGGAACCUACAUGCAGUGGAAUUUUAAAGUGACAUGAAAGUGAGAAUCUUAAUUAGGGAAUUGCUUGGUUAAAAAAGGAUGUUUUUAAUGAUCAGGACACACAAACAACUCCCAGAAGUAACUGCUGUCAUCAUUUAGCCAAUAAAUACUUACCAGGACAUUCUCUAAUGCCGUUGUGAGACCCUUCCGUGUCUUGGGUUCUCAUAACAGCCCCCUUUACAGCACUUGAUUCCUCCAUACAUCCAGUUUGGGAAUGUUUCUCUCUCUCUCUCUCUCUCUCUCUCUCUCUCUCUCUCUCUCACACACACACACACACACACACACACACACACACACAUAUAUGCUGGUUAUGUCAUCAGUAUUUUAAAUUAAAAUAAAACCAAACCCACAGUAGCAGAAGCUUAUGUAUAUGGCAGACAUGUCGUCUGGGCAUUUUCUGUUUAGCCCAGUGGUACCGUGAAGGGUCCCCCUGCUCCUUGGUGCACUGCAGAGUUCAGUUGCUGGGUGACGUCACAUCGUGGUUUCCAUCUGUGCUUUUGUACCUGUACCUGUGUUCUCGUCUUCUGGAGGAAACUUAUUAAUGGUUAGUUUCAAGCCGAGUGACUUCCCUUGAAGUAGCCCAUUAGCGAAGUCAGACAGUGCUCCUUCCAGGGUGUGAGGUCCAGUCCUGCCCAUGCUCUCCCCGCGCCCCCACCCACACUGGUCUGCUCACAGCCAGAAGACUUGAGCUCUCUAUCUCGUAGAUACGGUCCAGGGCAGGUAACUUCCAUUUAAACAUGAUAGGCCACACAAAUAAAUGACUUUUGUAGGUCAAAUGAAGAUACCUAAUCAGUUUGCUCCAUUAUGAGGUAACCUGGAAUUUUAUACACAGAGGCUUCAAAUCUAAAUUUACAUGCGUUUGAACAUUAAUAUAAGAUGGAUUUUUUAAUCAAAAACGUAUUUAAACUUUGACCAAAUGUACUUGGUACUAUCAUAUUAGUGUUCUCUAUUUGUACAAGUUGAGCUAAGACCCCUCAUGGUGCAGUGGGCUGCUGAACAGUGGUCAGGAAGAGAGAACAUCCCUGGAUGUGGCUGAUGUCCACGACAAAACCCCCAGACAUACAUCAGCAAAUUCACUAUCCUUGCCAACCUCCUUCUCUCUGUUGUUGUGUGUGUAUCCCUUCCGGUGCAUACCUGUGUGCGCAAGCAUGCACAUACCCACUCCUGCCCAGGCCGUCGACGCUCACAUCCCAGUUAGGGCUGAAGGCAAACAGCCUGUGGUUAGUUCUGGAAACAGCUCCACAGUGAGACAAGUAUGACCCUUCCCAAGACGACAGAGACAUUCCAGUGGCGGCCAUGGUGUGAGAGAAGGGUCUUUGGGAGUUAGGAGAGACACUUGCUUCUAGUUUGGACUCAUCCCUUGACUGCACGACAUUGAUACGUCAUGUAACUUUCCUACAGAGCAGGGGACUUUGCUCUUCUAGCUUAAAACGCUGUCCUGAUGCGGCUGCUGUAGGAAGUAUGUGAGCAGAAGACCAACAGCCGAGGACAGUCAGGGCCAUGGGAAGAAAAUCAUUUGGGAUUUUGCCAAAGAUGGUGUCCUUAAGAUGUUGGCCAUGCUACUACCUUAGAAUAUGGUGGCAGUGGGUGUCCAGAUCCCUGGAGCUUGCUUGGCAUGGGCUCCAUCCCAGGCAACUGGUGAAAUUCUGUUGCUUUGAGAAGUGGGUAACCAGAGGGCCCUGUAGGUGGUUUGCCUCCGCUGAGCCUGCUCUGCGGGUGGUGGGUAAAACUGCUCUUUGCCCACCCCCACCCCCCACCCACUGAAGGCUUUGGAGGUGGUUGGCAGUUAACCCCAGAGGGGAAACUGCCACAGAGAAGAGCUGGAAAUGAGUGCGCACUUUGCUUAUCUUGUCUCUCUGGAAAGAGAAAGCGACCGUGGAAACCUCGGUAGGUAGAGGGCGGAGACAGAGUGGAAAUGAACGUAUGGGGGAAGGAAUGAUGGCUUGCUGAGCUGUGCCAUGACCAGCUGGGAAGUCUGAAUUAUGCCGUGACAACAUUACAAAGCCUGACCCUAGCGCUGACUGACCCAGGGUGACAUUUUUCUCCUGUCUGCCUGGUUACUUUACCCUGCCUGGUUGACAACACUGAGCAGGAUUCAGGGAUCCAAGGACAGAGCCAGGGAGGGUCGCGAAGCCCCAUGCCGUGCCUGGCACCACUCGGGUUCCGGCACGCGGAAUUUGCGACUCCUGGGCCCCACUGCAGCAUGUAGUACAUUUUGUGUUUCCGUGACCAGAGCACAAAACGUGCUCCAUGAUGAGACUGUCCUUGCACGCUGGCACCAGAACUGGUUUUGCAGUGUGCUUAAGUAAAACUGGAGCCCACUGGGCGUGACACCAUUGCUCAGUACAGACAGAAACUGUUCUCUAGCACAAUGCAUGUCUCUGAAUAUUGUUUCAGUUUCUCAGAGCACAAAGAGUGUGUCCAGGGUGUUGUGAUCCCAGAGCGGAAUUUUUAGUUAUUGCAUGUUAAAACUCACCAGUGGGGAAACAGUUUAAUCAAAUAGUGAGAGGAAUGUAGGAAUGGACGGGGACUUAAUGUGGGUUGGGAGGAGAUGAACAGGGACCUUAAGAGAGUUAGGUCUUAGUCCAUCUGGAUUGUAAACAAAGCACAUAGCCCACGCUUACCUCCCGGGGUAGAGGACAACUUGUUUUCUGGGCUGUCUCUCAAGAACUGCUUUUCUCCGAGACCGGAUGUUUAGAGGGUGCUAGUGAUGACUUUGUGACUUUCACAAUGCCCCCUGCCCAGCCAAGGUCACAGCAGGUGUCCUGCACACCUGGUAGACUUCCUUCCCUUAAAAAUAAAAUCAGCCGCUAGCCAGGGAAGCACGCCUUCAAGAGUCCGGGCUCCAGAGCGGCUGUGGCAGCAGCUGGCAGAUCACAAGCCAUACCUGCCCUCUCCUGCACUGGUGCUUAGGAUGUCAGCGAAACUCCAGAGGAGGCUCUUGUCCCUCGAAUAAGCCUUGAGGGAGAUGGCAUGCAUGGCUUGUUGCAUCAUCUCCAAAUGUGCAUACAAACGUUUUUUGCAUUAGAAACUCCUCUUGCAUCCGAACUCAGUGAGUUUCCUUGGUUUAACGGUAACUAGUAUGACUUGAGAAGCCGAGAUCGUUUAGGUUUCAUAUAGAGUAGGUGUAAAACUUGCCAGAACACUGGCAGCCCGUGAUCUGUGGCAACAGCCGUGAGCAUUUCAUGUUAGAAACCCCAUUCCCCACACUGCAACACUGAAUAGUUCCAAGCAGCUUCAAGAGUGUACCAAACUACAUAGGAAUCAGCAUUCAGUUUGCUUUGGACUGUGUUCAGGUUGUUCGGUAUUAGGGAGAAAGCUGGCAGUGUGCUCUUCCUAAACCUUUCCCUGGGCUUUUCCUUUCGUUUUGGGGUCUUGAUUCUGUUUUAGCAGGUAUCUUCUGAACUGGCCAAACCAAUGCUCUAUACAAAGGCCAGCUUUCUAAAAGGCACUAAAACAUUCAGUGCUGGGCAAGUCCAAGCCUAGCUACAAUCCAGUGCUACUUUGUACAAGCAAGAUGUCAGCCAUCUCCAGAGAAGCAAAUCAAAAGAAACAAAAGCAAUGGGCUUUGUUGUUUGCUUUUGGGUUUUCGGGCCGAGAGUUUUUCCUGUGACAUGUGUGUGCUUUCUUUGAGUUCAUAUUUCCUUUCAGAGAGCUCUCUUGUAAAUGACAAACUGUGAAAUGGAUUGCCAAAAACUGUGUCCUUUCUUAGAUGCUUCAGACAGAACUGUGUAAAUUUUCCCUGCACCCUGUCCCAUCUGCUCCUCUCCCUCCCUCCCGUGAGAGCAAGAACCACAUCCAAGGAUGUAAUUACCAUAAGCUUGCUAUUAAAGAGCCUUUCAGCCCUGGUG
Molecule: messenger RNA, 5307 nt
Organism: Peromyscus eremicus (cactus mouse)
Lineage: Eukaryota; Metazoa; Chordata; Mammalia; Rodentia; Cricetidae
Gene: Mturn
Product: maturin, neural progenitor differentiation regulator homolog
Exons: 3
Coding region: 49-444 (131 amino acids)
Biological process (GO): regulation of signaling; positive regulation of megakaryocyte differentiation
Cellular component (GO): cytoplasm
Source: RefSeq, a predicted model, not a curated record